Trichoderma aggressivum f. europaeum is the source of this 1077-nucleotide messenger RNA. RefSeq lists its product as uncharacterized. The record is from RefSeq and is a predicted model, not a curated record. The transcript is spliced from 2 exons. Bases 1 to 1077 code for a protein of 358 amino acids. Gene Ontology annotation, molecular function: 2-oxoglutarate-dependent dioxygenase activity. Lineage: Eukaryota; Fungi; Ascomycota; Sordariomycetes; Hypocreales; Hypocreaceae.
AUGACAGCCUCUACCAAUAACUUCCAAGAGAUUCCCGUCAUCGACCUGGCCCUGGCAGAUGACCCCAAGACACUUCCAGCCCUCCUCGGCGCUCUCCGCGUCGCAUUGAUAGACAUAGGAUUUCUUUAUGUCUCGAAUCACAAGGUGCCUCCCCGAGUGAUUCAAGACCUUGUAGACAUUCUUCCGAGACUCUUUAGCCUACCUGAUGACGCAAAAAGCAGAAUUGCCCUGGAAAAUUCCAAGCAUUUUCUCGGUUACAGCGCUGUGGGUAGCGAAACUACAGCGGCAAAGGCCGACGCAAGAGAGCAAGUGGAAUUUGCAACUGAGUUGACUGCGGUGUCUGAUCCGGAUGCUCCUCUGUGCGAGAGUUUAAGAGGCCCCAAUCAGUGGCCAUCUGAAUUGCCAGAACUGAGGCCUGUCGUGGAGAAAUACAUUACCGAGUUGACUCUACUUGGAGAGCGAUUCCUUUCUCUUGUUGCGCAAGCACUGGACUUGCCCAAAGAAACAUUCCACUCCUUUCUCUCUGAUCAGCACCGACUCAAAGCUGUACACUACCCUGCCGCUGCUCCUGAUUCGGGCAUCACUCAAGGCGUUGGUCCGCACACAGACUCCUCUGGGUGGUGGACGUUUCUACUUCAAGCGUCAGAAAAGCAUGUCAGAGGACUGCAGGUUCUCAACAAGACGGGCGAUUGGAUUGAUGUCCCUGUGCUUCCAGACACGUUCGUGGUAAACGUUGGUCAAGCUUUUGAGGUGUUGACACACCGCACUUGCAAGGCCACUAUUCACCGAGUACUCGCAACCCCCGAUGAACGAUACAGCAUCCCCUUUUUCCAAGGCGUACGACGAAAUCUCACCAAGAAAGAGGCUGUCGAGUCUUUUCGAGAACAUUUUUCUUCCUUUGAGCCCGAUGCCGGCACUGAAUCAGAUGUUGGACGAGCUGUCGAUUCUCCAUUUUUACGAGGGAAAUACGAUACGUGGGGGGAAAGCCAGCUAAGGACCAAGAUUCGGAGUCAUCGGUCCAACGGACAAAAGUUUUAUCCUCAAGUGUACAAGAAAUACGUCGAAGAUGAUGCUUAG